This is a messenger RNA of Hypoxylon trugodes, 2658 nucleotides long. RefSeq names its product zf-CHY-domain-containing protein. The transcript has 2 exons. The coding region runs from base 242 to 2233 and encodes 663 amino acids. Gene Ontology annotation, biological process: ubiquitin-dependent protein catabolic process; protein ubiquitination. Gene Ontology annotation, cellular component: nucleus. Gene Ontology annotation, molecular function: zinc ion binding; ubiquitin protein ligase activity. The record is from RefSeq and is a predicted model, not a curated record. Lineage: Eukaryota; Fungi; Ascomycota; Sordariomycetes; Xylariales; Hypoxylaceae.
AUUCAAAUCCAAAUCAUUUAGCGUAAUCCAACCGACAGGCGACGGUGGUUGCUGUGGCUUGACGACCGACUUUUUGAUAUUUCUUAGUAAUGAAUCUUCUUUUCUCACCCUUUUCUUCGACUUUGGAUUAUUAGUCUUAUUCCCUUUUUUUCUUUUUCAAAUCCUCGACUGCCCCCGACGAGAAAUAACAAUGACCAGAUUUCACACCUAACAUCUCACCGUAAUCUCUGUCCCCUUUCCCAUGGCGUCCCUGGUCACCGACUUCCUAGUGAACCCGGUCAUACGACAGGCACGGAGGUUCUCGCGAUCAUCAGCUAACUUUAUAAUAUCCGAACCUAUAUCACCCCCUGUCAAAGAGUCUAAAGAAAGUCAGGAGGAUGCCAUUUCGGAGACGGAGGAAGACUCGUAUCUGGAUGACGAAGUAGAUGGAAGUAUACCAUCGUCUCCCUCGUCACGGAGUUCUGUACAUCCACAACCCCCUAGCGAUAUGGCCCACCGAUCUAAUGCCACGAAUCAUACCAACUCUCGAUCUUUAGACAUGCCUAUCCGCGAAAAUACCUCUCGAGACCCCGAUGAACACAAUGGAUCCACGUCUACAAGUACCCUAAAUGGAGUGGCGGAAAGACUAUUAUCCGUGCCCAACCUUUCUCCGUCCAGGAUAGACCGACGAAAAUCCCUACCUGAAGAUGAUGGAAUGGGCGUAUUAAGGAAGCGGAUAUUCGCCAUCCAAGCACAGGAUCUUGACGCGCCCGAGAAGGCCCAACAGAUGCACCAACUGUUAAUAGAAGGAUAUACCAAGUCAAGAAGGGUAGUUCCGGUUGAGCGACCUCUUACACCUUCUAGUCCUUCAAAUACGGAGCAACGGCGCUCUCAAGGCCCAUUGGAGUCGUUCAGAUUUUGGCAGAAUGUCUUAGACGAGACCGGACCCAUCGAGGAAUUCGAUCUAUCGGCCGAGGAUAUCCAGCCAACGUUUGCGCCGCUUAAAGAAAAUGGUGAAGAGGUGGAAUACAGUGAAUAUUCAGAAUACCGCCCUCUUGGCUGCGAACAUUACAGGCGAAACGUCAAAUUGCAAUGCUCACAAUGCAAUAAAUGGUAUACUUGUCGGUUCUGCCAUGAUAAGGUAGAAGACCACAUUUUGAUCAGGAAAGAGACGAGGAACAUGUUAUGCAUGUUCUGUGGGACUGCCCAGAAGGCUGGUGAUGUUUGCGUAUCCUGCGGUGCGUCAGCUGCGCGAUAUUACUGCAAUAUAUGCAAACUAUGGAAUGAUGACCCUGAUAAGCCCGUCUACCAUUGUAACGACUGUGGUAUUUGCAGAAUAGGGAGAGGAAUUGGCAAAGACUUCUUCCAUUGCAAGACAUGUUGCGCCUGCAUCGCCAUAGGCCAAGAAAAUGACCACAAAUGUAUCGAGAGAUCUACGGAUUGCGAUUGCCCUAUAUGCGGCGAGUAUAUGUUCACGUCGCCCAAACCUGUAUGCUUCAUGAAAUGUGGUCACAGUAUCCACCAACAAUGUCUGGAUGAGCAUAUGAAAGUCGCAUAUAAAUGUCCGAUAUGCAACAAGAGUCUCGCGAAUAUGGAAUUACAAUUUCGAAAUCUAGACAUGGCCAUCGAAACCCAACCAAUGCCGCCCGAAUUCCAAGACACACGAGCAUUAGUCCUAUGUAAUGAUUGCUCAGCAAAGAGCUCAUGCAAAUACCAUUGGCUUGGUCUGAAAUGUGGUGUUUGUUCGUCAUAUAACACUGCGCAACUCCAGAUACUCGGCAUGUCCGAGGAAGCGAUCGAGACUGACUUGAUCGGACGAGAAGUGGAAUAUUCCGGGUUAUCGGCUUCGCGAGGCCCAGGAAUUACUGAAGGUACUGGGACAAGUGACGGAACAGCUCCCCGUGACAUAAGAAGGCGACAUUCGUCCAACGUCGCGCGGUCGGCACUAAACAACCAGUCUAUCAUGGAACCGGAUUUCCCUGAUAGACUUGCCCGCUCGGUUUCCCCGCCUGCGAACUUGGCGCUGGCUUGGAAUCCGCCGGUGGGUUAUCCUCUUGUGGAAGCUGAAGAGGAAGAGAUGGAGGAUAUGUUAGGAUUUUGGAGCCGGAUUCCUCGCAGUAUAGCAUCCAAUGACGACGAAGACGACGAGGUGGAUGCUUCUGAUGGCGAAUAUGUAUCGUCCUCUGAAGACGAGGAAGAGGAAGAGGAAGGAGAGGAUGAUGUGGAUGAUUUUGAACUACUUGGCCACCGUUAGAUGACACGGAUUAGAAAUUGGUUGGUUGGUUGGCUUAGGAAUGAUAUAUGAAACGGCGUUUAGGAACAGCAUCGAAAGCAUAAGGGAAAUACCAGCGAGGAUUAAAGGUAAAUGGAUGGCGGUACCUGUCACACGGUGGUUCAACAUGCAAAUUGGUCUAUUGGUAUACUCAUGAUAUAAAGACGGGGCGUUUCUUAUCCUUAACCAAGCUGGCGCCGACGAAAAGUUCGGGAAGAAUGUUUUAUGGUUACGUAGACAUACUUUGGCAUACUGGGGUAACUGAAAAGAAAAGAAAAAAGUGACGCAUUAUCAUUUUGGACUAUUAUAUAUAUAAUUGCAUGUUCAUAUGCUAGCUCGGGGUAUCUGUUUGGUCACUUCGUGUAAAGGUAGCUGGUAGUGAGAAUGAAUAAAUUGAUAUAAAAACU